Molecule: messenger RNA, 2272 nt
Organism: Dermacentor andersoni
Lineage: Eukaryota; Metazoa; Arthropoda; Arachnida; Ixodida; Ixodidae
Gene: Usp14
Product: ubiquitin specific protease 14
Biological process (GO): protein deubiquitination; regulation of proteasomal protein catabolic process; proteasome-mediated ubiquitin-dependent protein catabolic process
Molecular function (GO): proteasome binding; protein binding; cysteine-type deubiquitinase activity
Source: RefSeq, a predicted model, not a curated record
UCACUGCGGCAAUUCACUUUUUGAUUGCGCGGAGACCGAAGAGUGGCGGAGUGACUGUGUGGUUUUCUGUGAAACGUGUAUUCACGCUGCUUCUGUUUUGUGGCUUGCUUCUUGCCCGACCCCGAACGCCAGUGCAUACACUGUCGUUUCCACUCGUCGUCGGUUGUAUUUCCUCGCCUCGCACGAGCCCGCCGCGAAAAUAACGGCGAGUGGAUUGCCGGCGUGCCGACAAGACAACUGCAUUGCUGCAACCUACAUGACUUGGUAGUUUAGUUCACCGCUUCGAAAAGGACCGCGUCCAUCGAAUUUCGCUCGCACUAGCAGCGUUCUCGAUAUCAAAAGCAUCAUCGACACGGUUCAUCAUCCUUGGCGACGAUGUACAAAGUCAAGGUGAAAUGGGGCAAGGAGACGUACCCCAAUGUGGAGGUGGACACCCGUGAGGAGCCCAUGCUGUUCAAGGCGCAGCUGUUUGCACUGACGGGCGUAGAACCUGACCGUCAGAAAGUGCUCGUCAAGGGCUCCGUGCUUAAGGACCAUGACUGGGGAAAUGUGCAGCUCAAAGAUGGUGCUGUGGUGCUGCUCAUGGGCACCAAGGAAGCGCUGCCCUCGGAACCUGCCGAGAAGCCCGUCUUCAUGGAGGACAUGUCCGAGAGCGAGCUGGCCACUGCGCUGGACCUGCCGGCAGGCCUGACGAACCUGGGCAACACAUGUUACAUGAACGCCACUGUCCAGUGCCUCCUCACCGUGCCAGAGCUCAAGGAGGCGCUCAAGAAGUUCCAGGGGGAACUGUUCCUGAUGCGGUCAUCUGGCGUGAGCCCACAGUCCGUGACUGCUGCCCUGCGCGACCUCCAAGGUCUCAUGGAGCGGUCGGCUGUGGUGCCCCCCAUCGUGCUGCUGCAAGUGUUGCAUACGGCUUUCCCCCGGUUUGCCGAGAAGUCCGAGCAGGGUGGCUUUGCCCAGCAGGAUGCCAACGAGUGCUGGACGGAAGUGGUGCGAAUGCUUCAGCAGAAGCUGCCGCCCAUCGACCAGCCGGCCUCCGAGACCGCGCCCGCACCAGUGCACAAGUACACCAACUUUAUCGACCAGUACUUCGGCGGCGUCUUCGACGUCACGCUAAAGUGCAUGGAGUCCGAGGAGGAGCCCGAGACGCGGACCAAAGAGCACUUUCUCCAGUUGAGCUGCUUCAUCUCUCAAGAUGUCAAGUACAUGAUGGCUGGCCUUAAAAGUAAACUUUCUGAAACUAUUAACAAGAUGUCACCCACGUUGAACAAGGAUUGUGAAUACAAGAAAACGAGCACCAUCAGCCGGCUUCCCGCGUACCUGGCCGUCCAGUUUGUCCGUUUCUUCUACAAGGAGAAGGGAGCCGUCAAUGCCAAGAUCCUCAAGGACAUCAAAUUCCCGCUCCAGCUGGACGUGUUCGAACUCUGCUCGGAGGAACUCCAGCAGAAGCUGGUCCCCAUGCGGACCAAGUUCAAGGAGCUCGAGGACCGCAAGAUGGAUGUCGAGCAGAAGCUCAAACUGCAGCACCCCGACGAUGCCAACAAGCCACUCAAGGAGACCAAGCAGGAGCCAUUCUCCUUUCCAGAUGACCCAGGCUCAAACAACAGCGGCUUCUACUCGCUCCAGGCUGUGCUCACGCACAAAGGCCGGUCCACGUCCAGCGGUCACUACGUCGCCUGGAUCCGUAGGAAAGAAGAUGAGUGGUUCAAGUGUGAUGAUGACAAGGUGUCCGUGGUCACAACAGAGGAGAUCCUCAAGCUAUCUGGUGGAGGUGAUUGGCACACAGCGUACGUACUGCUAUAUGGGCCCCGCAUACUCGAAGUGGAAGCGGAUUGAUCUUCAAGCCGCUAGGGAAUCCGACUUUCAAGAUGCCUUUCCGCCGUCGCCACCUCCUGAAACACCAGUGCUGCCUGCCUGCUGCCUCUUCCUGCCCCCCAGUGUCACUCUGUCGUCUCCUUUUACUCCCAUCUCCCUUUAUUAUUACUUCUUAAGCUGCGCUUUCCAAGACAUCGUGAGAGACUGGAGCUUAGACUGUAUAAAUAAAAGCCGCAGAAAGACAGUUUUGAAUGCCAAGCAUGCAUGGCUGGCUUUUUACGACCAGUUUGACAGGAGAGAGCGAAGGAUGGCUCGUGUGGCGUUGUGUCAGGGCAACGGGGGAAACUGGACUCUUUCUUUUUUUUUUUUUACCGCCGCCCAAUGUGGUGUACUUGACUUAAAAAAAGAAAUAAAAAGCUCAGCCUAAGGCUUUCAAGCCUUGCUAUUGCUGAAUCAA